Medicago truncatula (barrel medic) is the source of this 739-nucleotide messenger RNA. RefSeq lists its product as uncharacterized. Lineage: Eukaryota; Viridiplantae; Streptophyta; Magnoliopsida; Fabales; Fabaceae. The coding region runs from base 63 to 626 and encodes 187 amino acids. The record is from RefSeq and is a predicted model, not a curated record. The transcript has 3 exons.
AAUAAUAAGUGAGUCGUAUUUUAUGUAGAGAAAGAGGAGACAGAAAGCGACAUUGUUGAGAAAUGAGUUCACUUCAAAUUCCAUGUUUUACCAAACACACUUCUCUCAUCACUGGUCGCGCCGGAAACAGUUUUUCCAGCAAACCUGUUUCUUUCUCAAAUUAUCGAUCAUCUAAGUUCCAAACCUGUCAAAUUUCUCAGCAAACUCAACCCAAUGGAGCUGAACGAAGUGAAGGGUCUACCGAUUCAUCCCCACCAAUGAAUCAUCUCUUGUUUGUUGAGAUGGGUGUUGGUUACGAUCAACACGGCCAAGAUAUUACUGCUGCAGCAACAAGAGCGUGCAGGGAUGCUAUUACUUCUAAUUCAAUUCCCGCUUUUCGCAGAGGUUCCAUUCCUGGUGUCAGUUUUGAACAGAUGAAAUUGCAAAUCAAGCUAGGGGUUCCUCGUUCUCUCCAGAAAUCUCUGGAUAUUGAGAAAGUCAAGUCUGUAUUUCCCUAUGGAAAAAUUUUGAAUGUUGAAGUUGUGGAUGGUGGUUUGAUAUCCUCAAGUGGUGUGCAUGUGGAAGAGAUGGGUGACAAGACUGAUGAAUGCUACAUUGUGAAUGCCGCUGUUUACGUCGGUUAUUAAUGCAGGGUUCAGUUUUAGUCUCCUGUUGAUGUACUUCUGAUGUAUAAUAAACAAUACAUAUCUAUAUUUCAAUGCAUAGUUCUUGUUCGGUCAUGGUAUAUAUUUCCAUGUCA